AUGGAUGGCUCGUUCAGGGGGCUGCAUCGCAUCCAAAAGGAGGAAGGUGCUGCAUCAGGUAACCCACCGCGGGGAACCGCAACUCCCGAAUCGUCUGCGACGAGAUACGGAGCGUUGUCAGGCGGAUACAUGGAUUGGACAGAUAGGAUCCCACGCAUCUCCCGCAACACGAACACUUCCAACCACGUAGAAAAGCGGGAUGUUGUCGUUCACGAUUCUACGAGUGAUUUUAUGGGUAAUGUGGAGUCAGAUUUGUCCCCAGCUACGGAAGCGGUGUCGUUGGGGUAUCCGAAUAGCGAGACCCAUGGUGUGGCGCUUCCGUCGACAUCACCUGUCGCCAUGAAGGAUUACGGUGAGGGUCAGCAUGGUGGAAGCACAGUCCCAUCUUCAGACACGGUUAAGGUGGUUGCUGCUGCUUCCGAUCAAGGGGUGGAUAUGGCAAGUAGUGACAUACAACACGAUGUUACAUCGGAUGACUUUGGCUCGCCAACGGCACGUUAUGCAUCAGUCAUGGGAAGAGGCGACCUAUGCGCCCCCUCAAGCAAUAAGCUGUCGGGAAAUGAGUUACAACACGGCACUCCGCGCAGACUGUCGUUGAAAAGGCCUGCGCCAUUCAAGCCCAACGAUCGAUUCUUAUUUUCGCUGCUCUGCAAUUGGACCGUACCAAAUUCCAAAAUGCGAUCAACGACAUAUAUGGAUGUACAGGGGGAAGUAUUUCUCUUUCACGGCAUUUAUAGCGUAAAGAAUUUCGAAACUACAGAGGGUCGUGUGGCCUACACCAGGCUCUGUGAUUUUCAGGUCAAGACAGUCACGGACGUUCCCCCAUUACCGAAUGACAACUCUCGUGCUCCGGGACCUUAUGAGUUCAUUGCUUCGGUAGACAAGUCGCAUAUACGUCACGAAGCGACGACGCCUAUCGUUCACAUGAUUCGGGACGUUGGUCUGUACAAGGAGGAUGGCGAAUAUCAUUUGUGCAUUGUUAUCAGCACUUUCGACUGCAGUCAGUACAAGUUUUCUGCAAAGCAUGCCCGUCCUCCGCCGUUGGUCGACUCGUUCAAGUACCACAGGGUUUCUUCAUACAGCUGUCGUGACUCCCUUUGCCUCCCACUCGAUGAUAUUCGUAUUCCACGUAUUUCGGGCGAACGUCGACAUGCUGACACGUCAACACAAUCAGAUAGGACAGUGGAUGUUAAAUCGUGGUCUCAUGCGUACUCUGGCAAGUACAACGUUUACGCAUCCCAAGCGCGGAGUGGGCACUCCUUUGGUUCGACGGCAUCGUUGGUCAAUUGCACUUUGGGGUUGGUUUUACCGGUAGUCGAUGGCAUCAUUCGUCCAACUCUGCGUAAUUUGGGAUCUGGAGAGGGCGUAUACGAGUAUGACCACACUUUGGUGAAGCACGGAUCCCAGCUGUCCUUCGCGUUUCGUAACUUAAUAGUGCGUACGCUGCUUAAGAUGCAGCCAAUGAACACGGCAGAUUCCUCGAUAGAUGUGGCAGGCAAUAACAUUACCGUUGAACUAUGUUGUACAUCAGAUUCUCGAAAGGGCGAUGUGCAUCUACUAUGUAUGACAUGCGCCUUCGUGAAGGAGUUGCUCACGGGCGGCAGCUUGAUCCCCAUGAAAGAGUUUAACAAGAAAGGCUCUCUUGCAAUCCGUAGAUCUAAGAAAGAUACCACGUACAUGCGUUUGAAUGCGCUGACCCCGUUUUUGCAGAACACAGCUAGUGAAAAGACCUCCCCGCCACCUGCCGCCCAAGCAGAGCAUGACCCCGAGGAAGACAAUGUAUCACGUCGCCGUAGGGGGAGGCCGCGCGGUAGCAGACGGAUUGCACGUAACGAAUCUGACAGCCCGCUCCAAAACACAGAUGUUGACAAUACAAGUGAAGACUCUAAUUAUGCAUCAGAUGUGGAUAAUCCGCGCAAAUAUUCUCGUAUGACUCCUAGACGUAGUAAUAGACUUAUGGAACUUUCAAACGAUUCGACAGAUCGUGAGCAAGCUGUACAGACCACGCCUACAAUUCGCCGAGGACGGGGCAGACCUAGGAAAUCUGAACAGAACACAGUAUCGAGCCACCGUAAGAGAAGGUCUUUGACAUCUUCUAAAACCAUUGAUAGUGCGAAAAGUGGGUCAUCUCUUACCACGCCAUCAAGGAAGAGCUCUAUCGACUUAUUUAGCGAUUCAGCUGAUGAUUCGCCGGUUAGCGACACCUCUUCACACGAAGCAGGGGAUGCGGCUACGAAAAAUGAAGCUAAAAUGACACAUGAUACGACAUUCUUCGAGGAAGACGCAAAUCACUUUAAACUGUCAGAUGAGCAUCCCAAGGGUAAUACGGAUGAUGCUGGCUGUCAGCCGUCUGUAAGUGUAGCUGGAUAUUUACCUCGGAGGAAUUUUAGAUCUAAGCAUGCAAACAGGCGUAUCGUAGAUGAUGGCAAGACUGAAGACCAAACUGAAGAUUCAUCGGAUCCUCCAGGUUUGAAUUUGUAUGGUACGUCGCUUAGGCCAGGAAUGGAACGAACAGGAAGUGUAUCAAACAGCCCCGAUGAAACAUCGUCCUCACCGCGUGGCAGACGACAUGGUGACUUCAACGCAUCCGCGUCCGCAAGUACCAUGGACAGCGAUAAGCGCGCUAAAAAAGGCGUGGUGGCGCAGUCCCGUUUGAGGAAACCAGUGUCAAGACAGGGGCGCCGGUCGGAUCCAAUUCCACGUGACAGCAGUGCUUCGCCUGGAAAUGCGUAUAAAGGAGAACGUGAGCUGCCUAAAUCCGCAUUUGGUGCUCCCUUGGAUAUUUUUGAUGAGUACGACGGUUUUGACUAUAUUGGUUACUGCGUUAGGUACCGCAAGAUUAUUGGCACGAGGGUCCCGGCCAAAGCUCGUGAAAGUAAGAAACAACAAGCCAUUGAUAACCCUUGGAGGGUUGCAGUGAUUAAGUUUUGGGAUCCCAAGUGGCAUGUUUUCUUCGUCCACCAUCUGAAGGAGGAAUUUUGUCGUGAUUUUAAGGGUAAUAUUUCAAAUUUGUUUAAAUCUAAAUCCCUCGAUGAAAUUUUGGAUUCAACUACGGUAUGGAUCGAAACAUGCACAUUUGAUGUGUAUCUAAUGAACUGCCACAAGGUUUUUCAUCCCUCCGGGUGGCUUCCUAGAGGCGACCCUGUCAUCAAGAAAGACCCGGAAUCAUCUGCCGAACACGCCGGUAAGGUCGAUACUAUUUUUGAUAAAGCCGAGAGGCGGGAUGAUGUAAAUUCCGAAGUUGCCUAUCAGGCCGCAGAAUCUGCGACUACAUUAACCAAUGGUGCCAAUGCCUACGAACUCACAUUGGAAGGAAAGUCUGAACCGUCUGCGGUGAUCUCGUCUUUGAUUGGACAAAUCGAUUCCAAUUGUGGUAUCAGCGUUGAACUAAACAUUGAUAUAUCUUCAAAUCAGCCUCCACGUCAGUCGCCAUGCGAUGAGGCUUCGAUGCUGGAAACUGAUGGUGUAUUUGAUGAUCUCAUUCUGCUCCCAUGCGCGUCGUCAGACAUGGAUGCAAAAACAAUCGACACAAGUUGCGGCAACAUACCGGGAAGUAGUUCUGACCAGGCUGUACCCUGCGAAGCGAUUGCAAACGAUGCUCCGGCACAAACAUGCGAUCCAGAUGCGGCAACGGCACCACAAAAGAGCCACAUUACUUGUAACAUCUGCAAUGAGAAGAUAUCAUGCUUCUACGAUGAGCUGGCGGCUGAAGAAGCGCGCAAAUCAUUCACAAAGGCCGACGACACUUUGUCUCUUGGUGAUUUGUUGCAUUCCUUGUUAAGCAUUAUGGAACACCCAAAUUCUGCGUUUAAUAGCCCCAUACAUACACAGUCUGCCGCCGUGUAUGAUAUCGGCUAUUUGGAGGAGAGGCAGAUGUACUAUUUGAUUCGGGAGAACAUGGACAUAGCCAGCUUGGUGAUGGGUGAUACGUUCCCUGACGGUAUUCGUUCGUGCAACCGUUUGAUCACUGCACUUUGUGUGAAGUUGAUAAUUUGGCUACGGUAUGUAUGCGGAUACAAGCACAAAGUGACCUCGACGACGCAGUUUAAGGUGGUCUACUGGGGUCUUCGUUGUUCCGAUUGUGGCAAGGCAUGUCACGCAAGGUGUUUGCCAUACUUUCACCUUACUAAAGGUCCGCCGUGGUCAGAUCCCGAACACAUCAAGCAUCGCUACACUCACCACUCUUCCAUGUGUCGACUGUAUGGUUCAUUUGCUGUGAUGAAACCUGGAUUGACCCCGAUGAAUCACUACCGCGCUGACUACAGCACGUGUGGUGAUAGCUCUGAGGAGGAUGCCACUACGAGUUCCGCAUUUGCUCGACAUUUAUCACCUGACGUACCGCCAGAGUGGUAUAAAGAGCAUUAUCCACUGAACUAUGCUACCAUACGUUCUACGCGUUCCGGUCGGCAACGUCGUGUUGGUGCUAAAUCGGCAUCAAACCGCGGCACUUUGGCGUCAGUGGAAUCUACCGAUGUGAAGAUGGAAGAUUCAAAGAGUCCGGUGCAUUCCAUGCUGCAGGGAGAUUUGCCAUCAAAUGCAAUGUCGGAAGUGCAGAUGUCGACACCCCCUCCCAGAGGCAAUCUGCCGUAUGAAAGCUAUCCUGAAUCCAAUGGCAGUGUAGGUUUGCCACUGUCGUUAUCUGAUUUGAUUACUGAUGUCCGUGAGGAGACCGAUAAGCAAGUGGCUUCUAGUCCUGCAGCAGAAGAAACAAUGGUCGAUGGUUCACCCAUUUUACCAUCUCCCAUAACAGGAAUGAGCGCCGAUGCAACCGACGUUCCAAGCUGUUCGUCACUUCAACUGCCCGAUGUAUGCAUGGAAGACCCGCCGAUGCUGUUUGUACCCUACUUGCAGCAUGGCGAUCGGCAGUCGUGGAAGUGUGACGAGUGCACUCUGUGCAUGUACUGCUCUAAAAGGGUAUAUGUUUCAGAAGAUGAUGAAAAUCACAGCCUGAAUGGCUUCACGAUCAUGAACGCAAGUCGGCGCAACAAUUAUGACCUGUUGUAUCCGCCAUCUUUGAGCGAGAAGCUAGAGCGAUUGAAUAUGAAAACGAAGGGCCGUCCUCAGAUCGAUUUUGUGCGCUGCGUCUCGUGUAACGUGUCUGCCCACAAGGCGUGUUGCAACCCUGCCAUCCCGGAUCUAUCGUUUCUGGAAUCGUGGCGUUGUGAAGCGUGCCUUCAAUGUAUAUGUUGUGGAUAUCGCGACUCUGCCGAACCUGACUACAUGAACUGGGGCCUGUUCUUCUUGUUUUGUCUUCGCUGUUGGCAGGCGUUCGAAAAGAACAAUUACUGCGGCGUCUGUUACCGCAUUUGGACGCCGUUGGAUAACGUCUCCUACCACUGGAUGCAGUGCGACAUUUGUAAGCUAUGGGUACACCUUGAAUGCGACCGCUUCGCAUUAGAACUGUCUAUGUCUGGCUCAAACAAGCAUCGGAAAUACACGUGUCUGGUGUGUCGUAACCCUAACAAGUUGCAUCGCAUUUUUCGAGUGCUCGAGUUGGUUUUCAAUACCGAACGUUCGGGCAACUUCCGCUACCCUAUGCCUCGCACAUGCACUGUGUAUUGGCGUCUAGUGAAGUGUCCGAUGGAUCUCAUAACUAUAAGGAACAAGGUGGAAUGUGGCCUCUACAAAACUGUGGAGGACUUCGUGUUUGAUGUUAUGGUGAUAUCCCACAACACGAAGACGGUGAACAUGCCCAACACCAAAGUGUACAGGAACGCCAUCAACUUCGAAGUCCGUUGCAAGCAGCUCAUAUGUAGCAUUCUGGGCAUAGAUGAAGGCGAUAUUGCAUCCAUUUUGAAACAGGGUUUGCACCGAGUGAGUUUUGAGAUGUUGCGCAACAAGAUGACCAAGCACGUCGGUGAUUCCGACAUGGGAGACCAAAAUCAAAAGGGAAUCGGUGAAGCUUCACUUAAUUUCGAGGACCUAGACUAUUUCAUGAACGCAAAUAACACGGGCGAAUUCGACAUCGACGUAGUGAGCGCCAAACUAAAUGCGCAUCGUAAAUCGCACAUCUUACGCUUGCGUUAUUAUCAGCAGAUGCAAGCUAGGAGGCUUGAGAACAGUUUGAAGUCCCUGGAUGACCGCCAUCUGAUGACUCACUUGGGUUGUCCAGAUUUCUUGUUCGACGCUAACCUUGUGGAGACGAUGUUCCCUGUUCCGGUUACCCCGUGCGGUUUGGAUUAUCCGAUGUUGGUUGCUAUUAGCCCAGUAAAUGCACCUCGGUUCCGUUUUUCGGUCUCUGAAAGUCGAAACGAAGAUUUGGAAAUACUAGUGAAAUCGAAGACGCUCUUUCUAUUCGACUGCACUCUGGUUCAGAGUCGGUAUGACAGCGAGGUUUUACACGUAUCCGAUCGGUGCUUCAUGGAUGCGUUGCGCUCCCUGUGCACCGACGCUGCGUUGUAUACAGACGGUAUCUGGCUCGAGUUUUGCGUCUCCUGUGGUUCCAGCGCGUUCCCGUCAUACAUGAUCUUUUGUCACAGUUGUGGGGAGGCCUUCCACUACUACUGCGCCGGCUUUAUAUUCCCACCGCCGUUUGCAGACUACGCGAACUUCUUCUGUGCGAAUUGCGCUUUCUGUGACAUGUGCACCUGUCGCAUGGUGGGCAACCAUCUGUAUGACCUGAGCAAUGUCAACGACUUCAAGUUUGCACAUGCUCUUGGGUGGAUCCCAGGGCUGCUGAAUAGCACCAGCUUUAAGCUUGCGAAGGCGGUACACAACAGCAUGGGAUGUGGUAGUAGCUCUGAAGCCUACAGAAGGAGGUCCGAACUGGGGCUAGGUUACGUAUUUGUUUCGCCCGCUGACAGGAAAAACCAACGGGAUUCUGAGCAGACAGAUGUUAACCAUGCACAUGCAACUGAUGUAGCUCGGCCGGCCGGUGAAACAUACUCUCGGAAGUUGGUUAACAACGCCGAAAACAUUCGAAAGGAUGUUCAAGGGAAUCGCCCAUCGAAAGGUGCGAACGCCGAAGUUACGCGUCCUUGUGCAUUUUUCGCGGACUACAAUUACCCCAUGUAUGGCAUCAGAUGCGUCUUUUGUGGUAUCGCUUUGCAUUAUAGGUGCCUGAUGGAGCAGGUGAAGAACUCGCCCCAUGCGCCCAUUGGCGCAAGUAACCCUAUAAAGUGGUUCGGCGGCAAGCUCAAUUCCCCUGUUGCGUAUAAACCUGCGGAAGUUGACAUCGAUGCGCGUGUCGCACCAUACAAACUCCCUACGAGUAGGAGUGUCACGGCCCCUGUCUCGGUUAGUAUGCCCAAUGAGGUACCGCCCGUGGCGCGUGUUCCACAACACCCCCCUACAAAUUCUUUGUCUAAGAGGGUUGAAGAUGGUAAUCAGGUGCUACCUUGCAACGUGGUGCAAGUCCUCGGUCCACAAUCUAACAUCUUUCCUCCUGUUCCUAUGGGCCAGAUGGAGUACGCAAUUACUCCUGCGGAAUUGGGUGGCCAACCGCAUACCAAUUUCGCAAGGCGCAUCUCCUGUGUUAAGCCAGAAAACUUGUCGAUGUCUGAGCCAGCUGGUUCAUAUGAUUGCCGCAUUCGUGAAACCCAGGGUCAUGCUUACGGAGAGAGGUUAGAGGAACGCGCCACUCGCAGUGUAGAUCGUGUCAGCGUCUUGAAAAUGCCAUCAAUACAACGUUCUCAUCCAUACAAAGGCAGUGAGUCGCGCAGAUCUUACGAUUAUUCACCCAAUAGCCGGAAUUAUGUAUCAUCGCCAGGGGAUGACUUUAUAGCGAUGGAUGGCCCCAUUCUGGUAGGUGGCAAUGUUGGAAAGUGGGAUGCUGACAGGGGUGUCAAAGCUGGGCUUCCGGUGAAUGUCGCCAAACCAACUGACAUAGUGGAGGGAACUGCUGCCGAGACCCCUAUAAAGGUUAAAGGAUGGGAAGGAGUUGUUGGUGCGCCGCUUCAUACAUCCCCUCGUCUCCCGUCAGGAUCUGAUCAUCGUCCCGAUGUUGCGAGUACGGAAGACACAUCACCAUCACGUGCCAGCAAAUUUAGAGAUAUUUGUAACCCCGGUGGGGACGAGGAUGAGCCGGCUGAAUUAAAAACUCCGACCGCUCCACAAUUACGUCCAGUGGAUGCUCGGCCGGCGGGACUCAAGGCCGCUACAUCGAUUCAGCAUAGUUACCCAUUUCCUAUGGUUGAUAAUGCGACUUCUACACCGCCUAAGGUCUUUCCAGGCCACGAAUUUGGUGUAGUAAGAGCUGAUAACUCAGCUGCGGCGGCACGAGAUUGUAGAUUGGUCGGCGGUGCCACCGUUGAGAAUACUUCAUCCCUAGCUGUUUCUAAUGUUCAACUCACGGGGGAAGGGGCGGUAUAUACUGGGGAACGUGUAAUACGGACCGUUUCAGGGGGAUUUGUAGCGCCCCAAACCCUGGCCGAUCCAACCAUGAAUCGAUUCUCACACGAUAUGGCGGAUAGUGCACAGCCGUUGCACAGCAAUCCUGCAACCAGUUGGAUACCUGGUGGCCCCAAUAGACCUGUUACGUAUAUCGAAUUUGCACCCGAAGACUUUGGCACACUACCGUCUGUGGCACCAAAAGGCAAAAGCUUGGAAAAAGAAGUGAUCUCGUGGAGCUUUGACGGAACUGGGAUGUUCACAUGCCGCGAUGAUAUUAAACGUGAUAGGGAAAGUUUGUCUCGUACUUUCCAUUACCCACAUCAAGGAUUGUUUGCGCUGUGUCGGUUGCCUUCGGAAGAUUUGUUGCUUAGGCAUCUGCUGCACUUCGAUAAGGAUGAGCCGCUUGGCCGCGAUAUGGAGGCCGAAUCGCAGAGGAUGGGAUACAUUGAUUUGAGCCACAUGCAACAGUGCCAUAUCUCCGGGGUCCAUUACUCUGUAGCGCUCAACAGCAAAUGUGUGUCUUGUGGAGUUCCUGUGCAAAUCUCGUCUGGCUUGCCUGACAAUGUUACGGACACGCAUGGACCCACUAUAAUCAUUGACAGGGCGAGUCCUAUUGAGCUUGGCGCCCACAUGGGUCGUUACGUCAUAUGCGUUAAGUGCAAGAUUUGGCGGGUCGCUCUCAAGUUUGAUGGCCCCAAGUUGGAUCCACGCGACUUCCUGAACAGCUUCGAAGCAGAAGACAGUGCAGGUACCUGGUUUAAUAAACCUGAGGGUGGUUUGCGUAAACAGGACGAGAUUAGGCUUCUUGGGUCCAAUGCAAUUAUUAAGGCGAUAGCGUUAGUCCGUAACUGGCACCUGUUCAGCCAGAACUUGGUGAAGUAUGUUGGCGUGAUAUUGAUGCACCACAUCCUGCUGCAUCCUAACCCGCCGAGGACCAUCAAAACAAGGUCUUCGUUGAUAGCAGCUCUUGUGAGGCGAUUCCUGCUUGAGGAGCCUUUAAGACACCCAAUGGCCAGAGGUAGGUUGUAUUCCGCAAUGGCGCACUCUCCGUUCUCUCCCAUUUCGUUUUUGUUUUGGGCUGACUCGCUUCGCAACAGCGAUCCUUACGACCCAGAGAUAGAUGAGCUCUUCAAUAAGGCACCGAGGGAAUUUAACAAUCUCGCUAUGAGAACUAAUCCUAUGGGCAUGUCGUUGGGGGCGGAGUUCAAUCUGGCGCCACAGCUAAACCCCGGUUUGGUGCCAAUGACAGCAUUUCCAAACAGCCUUCCACCCAAUGCGCCGCUGUUGUUGCCGCAACCGUAUCGGGAAGAGGGCGUCGCUGUACCGAAUCAAUCUAUAGAUGGUGCAUCGCCGUUGCAGAGUAUCGUCUUGCCUGCUUUGGUUUUGGGUAAUCCGAUUCCUCCUGGUCAGUAUAUGCCACCCUCCGGCGGCAACACUGUAUACAUGGAGCCGAAUUCAAUGGCGCAACAACCUGCGAUCAACACGAAUUUGGAAGGCAGUAAUCAGCCUCCUGCAGAUCCCCGCGGGGGGAUAACAUACAUAGCUCGGAAUGACUCCAGCCAAGGAUUAAACAACCCGACAGCAACACCCCCAUCUCGUGAGGGCCAAGCUUCUGUGGAACCAUUCUAUGGUACUACCCUCCCAACGUCUAUCCCUAUUAUGGGUUACCUUGGAGGCGCUCAAUUGCCUGCGCCCCAAGUCGGUGUGCCAAUCAAUCCCAUGGGAUUUGGUGGGAACGUUGGUGUGCCUCUGGCUACGAGUGUAUUACCGGGUGAGGCAGGAAGAACUGUGCCUGUGCUGGUGUUGACCCCACUCACGAAUGUUUUGCCAGGGGGUGGAAUGGUUGCUGGCAACGUAACACCAGGUUCGAACGUAGGUUCCUACAUGCCUCCGUUUUCGCAAUCUGAUGUGAGUCAUGCGCCUGCUACGGUUAGACAACCGGGUGGGGAGGGCGGCGUUGGAUUUUGCACCGAAUCUCAGUAUGCGGUGCGUACGCCUAACUAUUUGGAAUCUUCCCGUAUGUCGUUCGACAGAGAUGUUCGUCCCCCCGAACUUCAUAGCGCACCCGCAAAUUUGGGAUCAUAUGAUGGCUUCAAUGCUCCCUUUUCGACGCCUUUAUCCUUCAGCUAUGGUAGCGGAUUGGACAACACGGUCGCUGCUCCUACCCCUAUCUUCCCAAUGGCGUCGAAUGUUGACCAUGCGCCACCUUUUUGGCGUUCCAAGAUGCUGUCGUGGUAUGUAAAGGUGUUGCUGGAGUCUAAUAACCUGUUGGUUUUGUACAAGCAGAUUAAUCAAUGUGACACCAACAUGACUGACUCGGUGUUUCCGAAGCCGUCUCCUAAUUUCAUCGAUGCCAGCGUGUGCACCCUUGGGGCAUUCUACAAUCUGUGCGGGGGAUGGUUGAGGUUCGUCGAUUACUUCUUACAGGGGAUUCGUCGGGGAUGCACGCAAUCUCAAGUUGGCGGGCAUCCCUUCUUGCGGCGGCACAUAGAUCACAUCUUCUUCACAACUCGCAAUGGUUGGGAGGAGGUUAACGCCAGAGCUUCUGAGUUGAGCGCCUUGAUGGGAGUGAGGCCAACACUACCUAGACUGUCCACCUUGCCCUAUGUUGUGCACAAUGUGUCAUUUGAGGCUUCAACAGUUAUAUGGUUAUACCAUCUGUGCAAGGGUUUUGUUGAAAAUGGGGAUCUGGUCAUGAUAGUGAACCAGUGUUCUGCGUUACUUGACGCUGCGGGUUGCGCAAGGCUCUCCGCUAGGUCAAUGUAUCUGAAUCACUACGUCAUGCUUGAGCAAAACGAAAAUACGGAAGAAUUGCAUACAAAAACAAUAAGCUAUACCAACCCCGGUUAUCAGGGGAAUCAACCACAAUCCACUGAUCCGCCAUUCAACCCCUUCAAGGAACCUUGCCGAAACAUGGCGUUCCGGAACACAAACCUAAAACCUUUGUUCCGAUACAUAGACAAAACAAAGGACCAUUUGGAUGCUGCUUUCGGUGCGAAGACAAUAAAUGUCCUGCAAGGCAAGGGUCUUGAUGCCUGGAUUCGUUUGGGCACAUCUCUUAUUGUGGAGACGGUUUCCGGCCGCGCAAUGUGUGGUGACAUAGAUACGGAGUCACUAGGUGUGUCUUCAGAUGCGCAUUGUAUCUGUGAUUCGACUGUCACAUCCCCUAGUGACUAUUCGUCGUUUGAAGGGUUUGGGCUCAGCGAUGGCGUACAUGACGACACCUACGACUUACGCCUGAAGUUGCGGAAUUUGCACCUCAUCGAGAAUGUUAUUACCCGCCGUGUUAUAACCCGCAAUACUGCAGGCAAGGUACAUCAUACCGUAGCGUCUGAUGAGAAAACUGCUUGCGUUUUGUGUCACGUUUCCUUCAGCACUUUGUUGCGGGGUACUCUGUUACCUUGGCGUGAUGGAUACGUGCAUAGCGAAUGCCUACUGUGGUCGCUUGACAAUGCCUAUCUCCCCAGGACGUACAAUCAGCACUUCGACACCUUAUUCCUCAGUAGCUGCGUCCUAAAGAAUUAUCUAUUUGGGAUACAGCCGAAAGACAUUUACCGCAAUCUGCCUCAUCGCCGACUCCGCAACGGUUACAAUCCAUACAGAGACGGUUAUUCAGUGGGAAGGGAUGUGGAAUCUGAUUCGCUGUUGUUCAACUUCAAUCUCCACGAGUUGCACGUGCUGCCCCCGGUGACAUUGCCAGAUAAUCUGGUGAACAUCGUUGUGACGGCAGCUCGAUCUACAUCUUGCGCGUGGUGCCAUGACCUCGGUGCUACUGUGGGGUGCACUGGCCCUAAGUGCGAAAUUAAAUUCCAUGUGACAUGCGCCUUCCUUGCUGCGAACCCCCAAAUGACGAAACGCCUGCUUCAGCUCCGGCGCGAGAGUGGCCGAAGACAAGAUACGCCACGUGAAAUCUUCCCGGUUCGUAUAUACUACACGCGUCGUCUACUGUGGUGUGCUACGUGUUUCCAUGAGGGAGUUGCAAGCAAACUCGAUCCCACGGCUAUUGGAUACCUGAUCAAGUUGAACCCUACGCAGAUGAAGACCUUCUUGGCCUUGGAGGGUUUGUCUUCGAGUGCUACGUUGAUAAGCUGCCGUCAAGUCUUGCAAUGUGUGCGCAUAGUGCCACAAGUGAUUCAGCAUUGUGAUAUCGGCGAAUUCUUCGAUGGAAGUACCCAUGACUACCCAGUGUUACAAGCGGAGUUCAAUAGGCGUUUGGCAAUGAUGACCAAUGACGGAACAUUACCCUUUCUCCUGGAAUCAAUUAUGAAGCCCCAGCGAACUAUCCAAAGGUCACCGCUAGCCGAUGUUUUAUGCAAGAAGGGGGACAAUUCCUGCAAGUGUAACAAUGCGCGCCUGUGGUCACCCAAGCACUAUUUCUCGUUUACAUUCUGUGCUUCAUCGGUUUCCCCAUUCAACACACUGCGUAUACAGAGCAACGAGCGCCAGCCCGGUGUGGAUUUCACCACGAAUUACGGAGUACAGUACAAUCCCUACUUCACAGCAACAACGACAGAGUCGGGAAGUUACAACCUUCCUGGCGUGUUCAAGUACUCAGGUUCUACGUCCGCCUCUUUUAGAGAAGGUGAUAAGAGGGAUAAUAACUUUGAAGACGAUGCAACUGCAUUGCCCCCAAAUAAGCGUGUAAAGCCUGAUGAAUAUGACCAACCUAUGCCUAGCGCCGAAGGCCUGGGUGACGUCGCUGGUUUCGCUCAAAUGUCGGACGGUAUGCCAGAGCAGGGCAAUGACACGGAUGCUCGACAAAUAGUUUCUAUCGCGUGUGAUAUUGUCUGCGAACGGAUACCGCCAUCCACGUCACCACCUGGACCCACCCUAAAGUUGAGGCAUGAUCCCCUUGCUCGCCUGGCUUUCAUGCGCCGGUGGAAACUUCACAAAUUAAGGAAGACAGAAGCAUCUGUGGCUCGAGAUAAUUCGUACAUGUCCGGAUCAUUUAAUCGAUCUGAUCAUGCCGAAGCGAAGGUUCAACUUUUGAAUCGUGCUGCUACAUUCACGGUGCCCACAGUUGACAACAGUUCACCAGCGAUUGACGUAUUUCCCAUUGUGCCACAGAUGUACGAUGGAGGUAUGCCAGUGACAUCCGAUGUUCAAGUGCGUGAAAGGCAACUCUCUAAUGAUUUCGUGACUUCGAGUGAAACAGCUUCAGGUUCGGAUGUGGGUGUUGAGGAUGCAUUGGUAGACGCAUUUGAGUUAGAACCCGGCAUAAUAGAGGCAGAAUCAUUGUCGCAUUCUACCGACACAAAAGGAGCUGAAACAUCGGCGAAUAUUAUGUCGGAUACCGAGCCCCUAACAUCUGUGCAACAAUUGUCAAUUGGAAUGGCUCCUCCUGUGAUGGAGCCCGCCGAGCUGAGAGUCACGCCUACUGGACGUCUUAGUGAGCACAGUGUUGCGCGCUUUGGUUCCGUUACAAUACUUAGUGUGGGCGAUGGUUUAAUUUUCGACAAGGGUCAUAAGGCGUAUCCAGUUGGCUAUACUGCAACACGAAUCUUUUGGAAUUUUAAGCAGAACGCUCUCCGUGAUCCCAAAUCUCGCGCCUCUAGUGACGUGUGCAAUCCCAGCACUGCUGGUUUUGGUGCCCCAGAAGCUAGAAGCUGUUACCUUUGCACAGUGCGCGUCAGGGAAGGCAUGGCAUUCUUCGCCAUCGGAGUUUUGGUGGGCCAUCAGGAUAAGGAAGGUUGCAGAUGGAUUGCCCAGGGUUAUGAUCUGGAUGCGGUUUUUGCCUUGUUUCUUCAGGAAAUCAGCGUGUUCUAUGUUAGGCGUUUUUCAGGGGCAGACUUUUUCGGUUUGAAUUCGCACUACGUUGUUCAGGAGCUACGCGUACGUCUUUGCAAGACCAUCCUGGAGCGUAGUUCGUCUUUCUUCAACACGCGUGUCUUCCACACUGCGAUGGUUGGCCAAAGUUUUAGUAAGGGUGAAAACAAGUUGACACCAAUGCAUCGUUAUGGCGAUAGCGCGCCGCUGGAGGAAUCGACGGGAGACAUUGUACUUAUCGAUGAGAUUAUCUCUGUCAUCGACUUUACUGGCGAUCACCCCGUUCGUCUAGAUGCAUGCGAGCCACAGUUACUACGUGCGCGUCGUCGUCGCCAAUUCGGCCUCGCGAUCCCGCUAACACAACGCCGCUACAUCAGCAAUUUAUAUGCCGAGAAGCGACUCGAUGUUCGCAACUCGCCAAUUCACGGUUUCGGUUUGUUCGUGACAGACGAAGUUGCCGCCGGCGAACCCGUCGUAGAGCGUGAGGACGUGUACUCCAAUGAGCAGGGUGGUGACGGUUCGUGUUACAUGUUCCGUCUGGACGAUCAGCUAAUCGUGGACGCAACCCGCCGCGGUUCGAUGUCUCGUUUCAUCAACCACAGCUGCGAGCCAAACUGCUUCUGCCGCGUUGUGAUCUGCGAAAACAACUUGAAGCAUAUCGUGAUAUAUGCGAAGUUCGACUUGAAAGCUGGAGACGAGGUGACCUACGACUACCAGUUCGGCGUCGAGGAUGAGGCGCAGCGAUUGCGUUGCCAUUGCAAUUCGGCCAAUUGCAUGGGCCGCAUGAACUGA
Molecule: messenger RNA, 14889 nt
Organism: Babesia ovata
Lineage: Eukaryota; Apicomplexa; Aconoidasida; Piroplasmida; Babesiidae
Product: SET domain-containing protein
Exons: 3
Coding region: 1-14889 (4962 amino acids)
Cellular component (GO): Set1C/COMPASS complex; nucleus
Molecular function (GO): protein binding; histone H3K4 methyltransferase activity
Source: RefSeq, a predicted model, not a curated record